Messenger RNA from Lethenteron reissneri (Far Eastern brook lamprey), 2119 nucleotides. Its product is annotated as myeloid zinc finger 1-like. Gene Ontology annotation, cellular component: nucleus. Gene Ontology annotation, biological process: regulation of transcription by RNA polymerase II. The record is from RefSeq and is a predicted model, not a curated record. Lineage: Eukaryota; Metazoa; Chordata; Hyperoartia; Petromyzontiformes; Petromyzontidae. Gene Ontology annotation, molecular function: DNA-binding transcription factor activity, RNA polymerase II-specific.
UUCCGCGUUCCUCCCCCACGGGGCACAGAACGCGGCCGGUCACCACAGUCACCACCGCUGCGGGUUCCCGUCGUCCCGUGGCGGGUCACCGCCAGUAGCCCGAGGUCCCUGAUUUCCGUCGCCGAUGGCUUCGGUGGCCGUGGCCGUGGCGGCCGUGGCCGUGGACCCGCGCGCGGACUUCCCCGCGUGGCUGUCGGCCCAGGGCAUGAAGCUGCCCUUCGCCCAGGCCAUGGAGCGGGAGCUGGGGAUCGGCGACUACGAGGACCUGCUGGCGUGCGCCGAGGACGCGCAGGUCACCCUGGAGCUGCUGGCCACGGCGCGCCAGCGCCUGCCCUUCGCCCUCUACGCCGCCCUGCGCCGCGUCGUCAAGACGGCGGCUGGGGCCUCCUCCUCCUCCGCCGCCUCCGUGGGGCCCGCGGGGGGGUCCCCACGGGGCCCCCCCGAGUGGCCGCUGCACGAGGCCGCCCAGCCCGGCCUGGCCGCGCUGCUCGAGGCCAUCGUGGCCACGCUGCAGACACUGGGACACGAGCUGCUGCAGUCGGCGCUCAGGUUCAGCCGACUCGACCAGGCGCUGGGACCCGGGGACGGCGCUGGGAUCAGCCCUGAAGAGAGAAUGGAGCGGCACGAGGCCGACCUCAGCGAUCCCUUGGCGGAGGAGCCGAGGCCCCUGGGUGGCGACGCGCAGCUGGAGCCGGGGCCCGGCAGCCCCGCCACGUGGGGCGGCAUCGUGGUGAAGAAGGAGCGCCCAGACGAGCUAGAGGAAACGGGGUCCCUGGCGGAUGAGGCCCUGGGGGAGGCUCUGCUGGAGGAGGGAGUGGGAGGAGUGGAAGAACUCAAAGGAGAGGACCAAGGAAGCUGGAGGGAGGAGCCGCCAAGCUCUGAAUACCAGUCGCAGUACCCAGGUGCCGUGCGGAAGCAGAGGGCCAUGGAGCUGGCACCGCUGCCGUUUCAGACACAUGGCCUGCAGCAGCACAAGCGUUCUGCGCUCAGCCUCAACGGGAACAGUGUCUGCACGUGGCCGUACGCGACCGGUGGCGGCGGCGGCAGUGACGCGUCGUUGUGGAUGGCAGUACCUCCAGAUGGCACCACGCCGCCCAUUAUGCCACCCCCGCUGGGCCCCGUGCCCCCCGCGGGUCUCCAUUCGGCACCACGCGGUGCCCCAGGCGUCCCGAACCCGGAGAAGCUGGCGCGAUUGCGGUGCCGGCACUGCGGGAAGGCCUUCCGCAGCAACGCCGACCUGGUGCGGCACGUCCGUGUGCACACGGGCGAGCGGCCCUACGUGUGCGGCAUCUGCGGCAAGCGCUUCAACCAACCGGGGCCCCUCUCCACGCACCGCCGUGUGCACACCGGUGAGCAGCCCUACGGCUGCCUGGUGUGCGGCAAACGAUUCUCACAGGCGUCCGGCCUGCACCGCCACCAAAAGACGCAGCACGCCCUGGACGUUGCACGUGGCCCAACCAGCCUGCCUGUCCCGCUGACAGGCCCCAUGGGCCUGCAUGACCCUCUGAUGGACCCCACGGGUUUGCACGAUUCUUUUACAGGCCCUGCGGGGCUGCAUGACUCUCUAAUAGGCCCCAGCGGUCCACCUGACUCGAUGACGGGUCACACCGUCCCGCAAGACUCUCUCUGACGAAGCCCACACGGUCUUCACAUUGCGUGCGGCCUCGCGUGGACGGACUGGUGUCCGUGUGGGCCGUGAGUUUGGCUCGGUUCUAAGCUCCUGGAUCACGGCGGUUAAGAGUGGAGGUCAUGGAGUCAUGGAUUGUGGUUGUAGGGGUCACUGCAGGUGCUCGGUCGGAGUUUGGGAGCCUCAGUUUUACAGGAAUUGAGAAACACUUCAGCAAAACAGGGAAUACAGUAACAAUUACUGUCGCAUCGAUUGGGCACUGCUGGUGUAAUUUGAUACAUUUGACUUGUUAUGGCUAUUUUAAUUGUGCCUUGGGUGUUUUUUGCUGGGGGUUUUUGUCACUCAUUUUAUUUUCGUGGGUUUUGUGGACGAGCAGAGUGGCUCCAAGUGACGGGUUCAGGUCCCAUUCAUACGCGUUUGAAACCGUUGAAACGUUUUCAUUUACAGUUUAGAACUUGAGUCAAAAGUUAUUAAAUUAUAUUAUCGACAGAA